AGAGAGAUAAGUUUUCUUUUCCUUUGAGGUAUGUUUAUUUGUAUAUUUAUGGUAUAUUUUUACAUAUGGUGCGCUUCUUCAUCAUCAUCAUCUCAAUACCUUUGGAUUGAUAUUUGUUUUGGUAAUGUUUGUGUCGAAUAAGCAAAGCAGAUCCAGAGAAGAUGUCUUCAUCGUACUCUCAGUCUAUCCCCCUCAUCGCCACCGGAGCAAACAACUUUAACCAAAAAGAGAUGGAGAUGACGAUGACUCAAAAAUGUAACACCUUUGUUUCACCAUCACUCAGAAAACAAAGAAACCAACCUGGAAACCGAAAUCCAGAUGCUGAAGUGAUAGCGUUAUCUCCAAAGACGAUCAUGGCGACGAACAGAUUCCUAUGUGAAGUGUGCAACAGAGGAUUUAACCGGGAACAGAAUCUACAGCUUCACGGGAGAGUACACAACCUUCCAUGGAAGCCGAAACAAAAGUCGGAAAAAGAAGCGAGGAGGAAGGUAUACAUUUGUCCGGAGCCCACGUGCGUCCACCAUGACCCGUCACAUGCUCUCCGAGACUUCACAGCAAUCAAGAAGCAUUAUUACCGGAAGCACGGUGAGAAGCAGUGGAAAUGCGACAAAUGUCCUAAGAGUUAUGCUCUUCAAUCUGAUUGGAAAACUCACUCUAAGAUUUGUGGUAUCAAAGUGCAUCGAUGUGACUGUGGUACCACCUUUUCUAGAAGAGAAAAUUACAAUGCCCACAAGGCAUUGUGUGAUGCAUUAAAUCAAGAGUCAGGAAGAAAUCCUACUGGGAGCAUCACGAAUAUGGCAGCAGCCGCUGGUGGAAGUGAUGGAAGACAAGACUUUUACGGCGGUGCUGCUUCUGCUCUUGGCAGACUACAAGACUUUUACGCCUGUGCUGCUUCUGCUCUUGGCAGGCAAGACUUUUACGGCGGUGCUGCUUCUGCUCUUGGCAGACAUGGUUUUUACCGCGGUGCUGCUUCUGCUCUCUCGCAUAACCAAUUCGGUAACAACUCAAACACUGGUUACAAUCUGAACCGUUCAUCUUCCAAUAAGUUUGAAGGCUUCGUUCCUCACCCCACCAACCCUAAUCCCGGCCCAACCAAUUUCCCCAUGCAAUGCCCUUCGAACCAAGCAUCGUUGGUGCACAACGAUCAGAGUCUCAGGAGCCAGCAUGAUUUGAUUAGCCUCGGUGCUAGGAUCAACAAUAACAACAACAACACUAACCAUGGAUAUUUUCAGAACAACACCAAGACCUCUAAUCAGACUCUUUUCGCCCAUGGUGCUGACAUCAACGAUCCUUCUGUUUGGCAAAGAGGAUUAACUCCUUCAUCUUCGUCAGGUGUGGUCGUUAAUGGCUUUGGAGAUAAUGAUAAGGGAAACCUUCAGGGUUGGAUGAACUCUCUUGCUAUGACAACAAAUCAACAAGGCUGGUCCGCUAGUAACAUUUUCGGCCCUCAUUUCGGGAACAACCUUAGCAUGGGAGGCUCUGAUGUGUUGACUCUUGGUGUUAACGGAGGAAGUGUGAGCAAAGGUCGUGGUGAUCGUAAUCCAGCACCUUUGGACACUCAGAUGAAGUUUGCGUAUCCGAAUCGUCCAUUUGGAAACCCCUGAGAUGAGAUUUUAUGUGAAUAUAUUUUGUUGGCUUUCAUUGGAGACAUUAUUUUUAAGUUUUUUUGGUUUGCUUUUGUCAACUAUUGCAGUGGAUAAGUAUCUUCUCUUUAGUAAGGAUUUAAGUUGGGGAUUUUCAGUUAAUUUCGUCAAGUUGUUUUUAAUUUUAAUGUUGUCAUGUCUCGAAGUGAGGUUCUUUAUGGAUUCUUAACUGUGGAUGUGGGUUUAAGACUGGACAUAAUUUCCAGAUCCAAAAUCCAUACCAGAGAUUUGAUCUAAAAUACCCAAAAUUUUCCUGAUCCUAUCUAUUAAAAUAUUCGAAUGAGUAUUGACUUAGAGGAUAUUAAAUAUCUUAACAUGAUAAGAUAAUACUUGAUAUCCGAAAUUAAUUCGAACAUAUCUGAAAUGAUAUAAGAUGUUAUCAUAAACAUAUUUCCUUAAAUUUAAACAUGUUGACAUAUUUGUGUUUUUGGUUAUUUGAAGUUCAAUUUGUAUUUGGUUUUUUAAAUUUUCCUUUGAAUUUACACGUCGCAAAAAAAUCCAGACCUACUGCCUCUACCAAUCAAACCCAAAAUGAGAUGAGAAAAUUAAAGAUAUAAUAAUAUAUGUAUUCUGAAUAUUUAAUACCAAACUAGGUGACCGGUCCGCACCCUGUGCGGACAUAACAAAAUUCAAAAUAUAGAAUAAAUAGUGUAUAGUUUUAGAAGUAACGGAUUUUACAUAUUAAUACCACCGUCUUUGCGAAAAAGCAUCAGUCAUGGAGAAAAGCUAGUACUCAAUAUUUGACAUGGACGAGAGGGAACAAAAUAACUUCAGUAUCAAGAGGCAGUUAUUGUGUAUAUGUAUAAUUGCAACGUCCCAAAAUAAUUUGUGUGUUUAAGAAGAAAAUUUCAAAGAGGAAUUUUAUAUUGUAAUAAGGUAAGUCAUUACAAACGAAUUAAGAAUUUAGAAACAUUAAGGUGAAAUGGCAUUUAAAAUUUCAAUAAAUGUGAUAAUAACUUGGGCAAGAAAUGUUUAAAAUAAAUAAGGUAACUUACAUUUAAACUAUUCAUAAGUUACUUUGCAACUUGCUCAUGUCAAAUCAGAAAACAACAUGUACAAUAGGAAAAGAGCUGAAGAAAAAAAAAAUGAUGAUAUACCUCAACUUUCCAAAGAACAUAUAGAACCUCUUAUUAUAAUUUAAAACAUAUGAUAAGCCAAUAUAAAUAAUUUUAUAAAUUUAUUUAUAAUUUAAUAAAUGAUUUAUAAAGCAUGCAUGGAAUUUAUUAGCCAUUAAUAGUUAUUAUGAUACUUUAUAUACGAAUAUAAGGCUUUCUAUACGUAUAUAAAAUUAUUAUAUCAAUUAAAAUAAACAUUUUUUUCUUAUUUUAUGUAAUUUAUAAAUAUAUAAAAAAAUUGAUCACAUUAUUACUCUUUCAUAGUUUCAACAAUUAAUUACCAUA
This is a messenger RNA of Brassica napus (rape), 3043 nucleotides long. Its product is annotated as protein indeterminate-domain 6, chloroplastic-like. NCBI's taxonomy places the organism in Eukaryota, Viridiplantae, Streptophyta, Magnoliopsida, Brassicales, Brassicaceae. Gene Ontology annotation, cellular component: nucleus. The transcript is spliced from 3 exons. Bases 162 to 1604 code for a protein of 480 amino acids. The record is from RefSeq and is a predicted model, not a curated record. Gene Ontology annotation, molecular function: DNA-binding transcription factor activity.